AUGUCUGUCUUCGAACCGAAGACAGUCCUCACUCUUCUCAAGACUUCGACUGCUGUCUCCCCUCUCGAGAAAAACACCUUUGAAAAAAAAUGGAGGGUUAGCGUAGAGAAACGAGUCAGUACAUGGAACGAGGCACGCAGCCAUAUGAACAACCCACGUCCGCAGUUCCAGCUACAGUGGGAGUCCGAGAUCGUUGAGUACGUCCAGUUCCUGUGGGAGAAGACACGAACACGGUCAAAGAAAGGCGAGCCCAGCAAGCUAGGAGUGAACGUCCCGUUGCUCGGGCCACGGUUUUUACCUCCGUCUUACCUGCAUGUCCAGAAGCGCUCUGGAGGUGGAGCCAUCGAGCCGACAACGCAAUACCUCAAACCGCUCAACAUCGUGCAUCCGUUCUACUACCCACAGCUUGGACAAUGUCCAAGAUGUGGGUCCGACAAGGAUACGGCUUGGGAAGGCUGGACGAGUAAAGGAGCUCGAGAGCUCCAUGGGCUGUUCUGUGAAGAAGCAGCUCUGGGCACACAGCUCAGAUGCAACCGCUGCAAGGAAUCGUCGAAGGCGAAGACCAGAGGGGACACUGCCAGUGGUAUGGUGGCUGGCAUUGAGGGAUACUGCUUCGCAACGACGAGUGCGAUGUACUGGAAAGGCUGGGAGCAUUGGAGAAUCCCACGUGGCUUACCUAUAUUUUUCUACCGCUGCGCAUUGACACGCGACCUCUUUGACCUCCUCAUCGAGUUACGGCCAUCGUCGACCUCUGCAGGUCUCGAAGAACGUGUUAGGCAACUCCAUCUCUUCGAGCACAAGCGCAGGAUGUUGGAGUACCUUGAGGCUGUCAGAGCUCGCGAAUGCCAGAACGACUCGAAGAACUCACUCGGAAACUACUUCAACAGUGGUGUGACUUCGGGAACGUGCCUUCAAGCGUUUUCGGCACCCGAUGACGCACUUGGCUACAGCGACAAAUCAGUCUCUCGCGAUACGAUAACCGAGAUCGAGAGUGCGAACUACUUGAAGUCGCUAUCAGCAAUAUGUGCUUCUCUGGACAACACAUUCAAAGCCGCAAACAAGGCGACACUUACCAACAAGGACGGCCAGAAGACGAAGGAAAUCAAGGGCGGUAUUCUCACUGUCUUGAACGAGGGCAAUGAGAUUAUUUCCUGGAGGUUCUGUCAGACGCGCACUAACGCAGAGAUCGCAGAGCUCCUGCUAGGCCUCAAGCAUCGCCAUGACGUCCUUGGUCUCCCACAGCCGAAAAUGAUGGUCGCCGACAACUGCUGUCACAUUCGUGGCGCAGUGGCAUCCGCCAUGCCUGAGACAGAAGCGAAGCUGGACGUGUGGCAUUUCAGUGCCAGAUAUGUUGCUGCAAUACUGAACGCAAGCAAGAGUCCAUUUCGCAGUGCUAUUGCUGCCGAUAUCUCAGGUGCAAUCCUCAAGAUGCACGCAGAACAUGGACGUCCAGCAGAAUACUGGGAUCGCGGAGAACAAGAGCAGCGCCUUCUUGCAGCUUUUGAAAAGUGGGCUGAGAAAGGUGUGUGGUCAGCAGCGGCUCAGAAGGUACAUCAAGAACAACUCAAACAUGUCCGAAAAGGGUGUCUCGAGCGCUCGGAUCAACACCUCAGGUCUGACGGCAGCCGUGUUGAAGGCACGCACAAAGGCUGGAACUCGUUGCAGCGCGCCCAACCAAGUGGGAUUGUGAUGCUGACUGCACUCGGUCACGACUUCGUCCUCCGUCGCAACAUUCGGGUCGCCUUCAGUAGGCGUCAAAUGACGCCCUUUGUCGAAUUCACCCAUGGCUCCCACCACAUCCAACUAUCUAACCACGUCGCAAAACUCUACAACAGACUGCGCGAGAAGGGCACACAGCUGCUUCCUCUCCUACCAGAACUCCCAGAUGUCGACUCUGGCGAGACUUUUGGACUGGUUGCAUCGGACAACGCAACCACAUUUGGUGGGUUGCUCAUCAAGGAAGAGACUCUGGACGCCGAACUCGCGCACAACUUCGAGGUUCACACUGAUAGCUUCACUGGCGGGACUGUAGACUUUGCGACUGAAGCCAGCCGCAGCAUCAUGAUUGAGGACUGGCAGAUUGAUCCCGCACUCCUUGAUCAGCCUGCUGCACAGCUGCCGCGCACUAUGACGGCUUCUAACACUAACACUCUCCCUGCCGAAGUCGCACCUCCCUCCCUCAUCAAACGCAAGGCCAUUUGCAUCUCGCCCAACUCCGACGACAAGUCAAAUGGCGGGUCCGCCACUACAAAACGACCUCGGACUCUGGGUCCAGCCAGCACCAAGACACUUGAUGGCUACUUUGCCUCAGGCCGUCUUCUGACAUGGCAUGGAGAGCCUCCCAGUACUGCCGCAGGAGAGGUCACCAGUCCGUUCUCGCCCCCGACCAAUGAUACACACCCAAAGGCUGCCAGUGCUCAGGCUGGCAACAACAACCCGCCAAUCACCCCCGACCAACGAUACACGGGCAUCAAUGAGGCAGGCCAGACCCGGUCCCAGCGCCUGUUCUCCAUCGCAACGGGUAUCGAUCCUCGCUCACUCACCUUCCAAAAUUCGGACGAGUUCUACCUGUUUAUGAACAUGCGAGCCGAGUUCAAGUGGCUGUCAUACCAAAUGACUUCGAAGCGCUGGGUGCUGGCAACGGAGGAGUACAAUCACCGUCUCGUCGAGACAAUGGGCCAGUCCAUCAUCCAGAAGAACCCACAGGCCCUCCUGCGCGCACUGGGUGAUAUUGAGCCCAAACUGAUGAACCGCAUCAUCAAAGACGAGUAUACCUCAAAGAGGAACAACGAGACAUUCUGGCGCCAUCAUUGUUCUGUUGUGCCCCUCGUCAAGGAAGAGCGAGGGAAAAAGCCUCGAAAGGCGCAGACGUGCUCGCGCUGCCAAACCAUCAUGUACCCUGGCCCCGAAAACUCGCCACUCAACCACAAGCGGGGCUACUGCGCUGACGGUGUCAAGCAGGUGUUGAAGAGCGGCGAAGACCUCCCUCCCUGGCCUCAGCCUCAAGGGCUGUUCUCCGAAGGUCGCACAUUUCACCCACACGCGUUUUUGUUGGCUGUUCAGCGCGUCUACGAGCGCGUCUUCAUGCAGGGACCGGGAGAGAUGGACUUGCUUGAAACGGAGGCCUUCGCGAAGCUGCUUGCAUCGCGCACUGAGAUCCGCGAGGAUGGUGCAGUGCUUUUCCAACUGUUCACCAACUUUGUCGUUGACCCAUCCACCCCCCGCGAGCGCAUCGUCACCCACAACGACAAGCAGUGGCUCAGGAUUAAUUUCCUCCAGCAGCAGCAGCUGUAG
Suillus discolor is the source of this 3294-nucleotide messenger RNA. RefSeq lists its product as uncharacterized. Lineage: Eukaryota; Fungi; Basidiomycota; Agaricomycetes; Boletales; Suillaceae. The coding region runs from base 1 to 3294 and encodes 1097 amino acids. The record is from RefSeq and is a predicted model, not a curated record. The transcript has 14 exons.